This is a messenger RNA of Ceutorhynchus assimilis (cabbage seed weevil), 1149 nucleotides long. NCBI's taxonomy places the organism in Eukaryota, Metazoa, Arthropoda, Insecta, Coleoptera, Curculionidae. The record is from the annotation of a GenBank genome assembly.
AUGAAUUUUAAUUUGCCAAUAGAGAUUAAUCCUGCAAUCUCAAGCGCCAAACAACCCAGUAUCUCAAAAUAUGAUAAUAAUGAAAAACCUUCUCAGUGUGGUUCAAUUCAACCAACUUCUUCAAAAAUAAGUAACACGAUGAACAGUAUUGAUAAUAAUCUAGUUAAUACAAUCGAGAAUUCAACAUUAUCAGAAGAAAGUGAAUUUAAAGAAUACUUAAAAUUUUGGGCAGUACGUCAUGGUGUUACACAUUCUUGUUUGAAUGAACUAAUUGUACUAAUUAAACCAAAAUAUAAUUUUUUAAGUAAUGACGCCAGGACUCUUUUAGGAACUCCAAGGAAUAAGGCUGAUUGCAUCAAGUUAAAUAACGGUGAUAUGAUAUAUUUCGGCAUUAAAAGUAAUAUAAUUUCCAUAAUGACAAAUGAGUAUUUUGAUGAUCUAAAUAAUGAACUUUAUCUAUACAUCAAUGUAGAUGGGAUACCCAUUUAUAAUAGCAGUGCCGUAGAGUUUUGGCCAAUAUUACACAUUGCAAAAAUUUCAAUAAUAGUUCAGUUUCCAUUGUUGCCGUUUAUUGUGGCACUGGCAACUAGAAAGGCAGUCAAGAAGAAGCAAAAAUUCAAUAAAAAAAAAGACUUUUCUGAUUCUGAUUUUCCCUGUGAAAGUCCUGUUAAAAAAAGAAUUAAAACCGACCAGAAUAUUGUUUACUUCAGUGACAGCAGCGAUUAUGGAGAAAAAAUAGCUGAAAGGCAGAAACCUACACAAAAAGAACAGUCAGGACCAUCUAAAUCAUGUGCACCCUCAUUGAAAGCUAUAACUCCACAGAAUAAAACGCUUCCUCAAAGAGAUCAUGAUAAGUUUGAAAGUCAGAAAACACGUCUUAGGGGCUCAGAAACGCACAGUUCUUUAGUGAGGAGCUCUCCAUCUUCAUCAAUUUUCAACGCUGAUCCUACUUUAAACUAUCAAAACCAAAAUCAGUUUCAACAGAGUAUUCUUGAAGAUCUUACAACAAUUAGGGUUGUUCAAGAGCAGCAGUCAACACUCUUGGCGCAGAUUUGGCAAACUUUACAAGUUCAAAAGGUCCAAGCAUUGCAACGUCCUCCAGAUGUACCUGAUCUUCCCAUAGAUCGGAAAAGAGAUUUUGGAAAUUAA